GUGCUGCGGCCAUAUUCCACUUCCGUUCUUCAAGGGUAUCCGAAGGCACCAGGCUAGACAACAUGUACCGGUUUGCUAAAGCUGCAGUCAACGUCAGCGGUCAGGCCGUGAGGCAGGUGAGGCAGGUGAGGCAUGGAUCCACCGCCCCACAGGACUUCCACACCAAGUACGGCACCGGACUGAUGCUCGGUGGAGCUGUCUUCUGCACGGCUGUGUGGUCAUACGUGCUGACUCAGACUGGCAUCACCUGGAAUCUGUCACCUGUUGGGAGGGUCAUGCCCAAAGAGUGGAGAGAGGCAGAUGAGUGAAGAGCCGCCAUGACAGACCUGCAUCCCACCUAAUAGACCUUCUGGUUGUACAGAUGAACAGAUGAAAUAAUGAAUCUCUGCCCGUUCAGACAGUGAAUGCCUGUGUUUAGUCAAACAUGUUACUUUGUCCAAAUAAAUGAAGUGUGAUUCUAC
Chelmon rostratus (copperband butterflyfish) is the source of this 461-nucleotide messenger RNA. Its product is annotated as cytochrome c oxidase subunit 7B, mitochondrial. Bases 63 to 308 code for a protein of 81 amino acids. The record is from RefSeq and is a predicted model, not a curated record. Lineage: Eukaryota; Metazoa; Chordata; Actinopteri; Chaetodontiformes; Chaetodontidae. The transcript has 3 exons. Gene Ontology annotation, biological process: mitochondrial electron transport, cytochrome c to oxygen.